AUGAAUUACCAAACAAAAUAUAAAUUUCUAAUUUUGCAAGCGCUAUUUAUUGCGCUAGUUGCAGGCAGAAAACAUCAUUUAGAAGUGCGACACGACGUUCGACCUUAUAUUGCCUUAAGUACAUUUGGCUUUUACGUUGGUGGACAUCUAGAUGUGGAGUUAAGUAAAUUAAAUAUAGAAAAUGAGGACAGUAGUGAUUUGUAUGGUUUAACGUUGGACAAAACAACUAUAGAUCAAUUAAAUCCAUACUUAGACUCACACCAAAACAAAUGUAUACUAGAGGAGCCCGCAGAAAUGCAGCGCAGUGGUCCAAUCUUAAUUUUCUUGUUCGACUUGAAGAAUCUAAACAUUAAAGUAAAAUGCUCACCCGAAUGGAAGAAUCAACACAUUGUUCACAAUCAUGAAGAUUUGCCCAUGUAUCGCGGCAAACGUCACUCAAAAUUAAGCGACUCCACAUUAUUUCUACAUCGACGCAAACGAAGUGAAGUUGCUGCUGAUGGUCCACCCGCAGCUCCACAAGGCGAAGAAGAUGAAAUACCCUUAGAGGAACGUGAAGCUAUUGACGAGGAUGACUCAGUUGAAGUACCACAAAUAAUUGUAAAAUCAUCCUCACCCUUACCACCAGUUAACGCACCCGCAUCAGCCAAAUCGGUUAUACCUGUAGUGCCUGCAAAGCUCGCAGCAGCUCCUACGCAGGCAGCGGCAGCUUCGGAAAUGAAGGAAUCAGCAAAUGUUGCGCCAGCUGAAAACCCAUUGCCACAUGAGGCCGAGAAAGUGGCACCAACGCUUACGCAAAUUAAUUUCUAUGAUAAUAUGCAAUAUGAGCUUUGCAGAAACUACACAAUGCCGUUGACAAAGAAGAUAAUAGACGGCAAAGUUUAUUAUAAUAUGUCUUUCUCAAUGCUUGUGGCGACAUUACAUGACGAGGGUCUCUAUAAUCUACAUUUCCACGCCUGUCCCAAUUACGAUUACAAAACGCCCAAACAGAUUUCUUUUAUUGUCGAUAUAAAAGAGAAAAAUGAUGAUAAUUUCCUUUCCGCCGGUGAAAUGCCUCUACCCGCGCUGUAUUCAAUGAUGAGCGUACUUUUCUGCCUAUCCGGUCUCUUUUGGGUGUUCAUACUGAGGAAGAGCAAGCACGUUGUCCAUAAGCUACACUACAUUAUGGCGGUAUUGGUAUUCCUAAAAUCGCUCUCACUUAUGUUUCACUCAAUUAAUUACCAUUUUAUUGAAAUACGUGGUGAACAUGUGGAAGCUUGGGCUAUUUUGUAUUACAUUACGCAUUUGCUCAAAGGCUCUGUAUUGUUCAUCACCAUAGUACUCAUGGGCACAGGCUGGACAUUUAUUAAGCCCAUACUUUCGGAUAAGGAUAAGAAAAUCUUUAUGAUUGUUAUACCACUACAGGUGCUCGCUAACGUCGCUGAAAUCAUUAUCGACGAAUCGGAAGAGAGUGAUAUUGAGUUCCGCACUUGGCGUAAUAUCUUCAUUUUCGUCGAUCUUCUCUGCUGCGGUGCCAUACUCUUCCCAAUUGUCUGGUCAAUACGGCAUUUGCAUGAGGCAUCAGCCACCGAUGGCAAAGCAGCGAUUAAUUUACGUAAACUCAAACUAUUCCGGCAAUUCUAUAUAAUGAUUGUUUGCUAUAUUUAUUUCACACGCAUAAUUGUGUAUUUGCUCAAGAUGACAGUUGCAUUCCAAUAUGCUUGGCUGGAUGAGAUGUUCCAUGAAAUGGCCACAUAUGUUUUCUUCGUAUUAACGGCAUAUAAAUUCCGACCAACUUCAUCACAUCCCUACUUCUCGGUGCGUGAUGACGAUGAUGAUGAAGUGGAAGUGCUGAUAGCAUCUGGUCUAACUGAGGGUUUACAUCGCACGAAAGUGUUCAAUCGUAAUGCAUUACCACCAGCUGGAUCUACUUUACUUAAGACCACCGCUGAAGAGCGUGAAAACUUAAUAACGAAACGUGAAUCUAGUCAUGAAUAUGAUUAGAGGUUAGAUUGAGCAUAUGUAUGUAUGUAUUGGCGAAGUAAAAAAAAAAAAAAUACGACUGGAGGUAUGAAGUGUGGUGAAAAAGCGUAUUUUGUUGAAUCAAUAUCUUUGCACUAAAUGUACAUAUGUAUGUAUGUAUGUUGUCUGUGUGGAAUGUCUUAAGCAAAUUUUUUUUUAUUAAUAUAUUUUUUUUGAUUGUUUGCUAUAAAUAAGAAACACAGGCAACUUAGACAUGCAUUGGCAGUUUGUGUAAACUAUGCACUGCCUUAAAUAUACAUAUGUAUAUAAUAAUUAUAAAUAUUAUUUUAGAGAAUUUUUAUAAAUGAUUUAUGAAGAAUGCAAUUAUGUAAUAAACGUUAUAUUUUACAAAA
Ceratitis capitata (Mediterranean fruit fly) is the source of this 2351-nucleotide messenger RNA. Its product is annotated as protein GPR107. Gene Ontology annotation, cellular component: membrane; Golgi apparatus. The record is from RefSeq and is a predicted model, not a curated record. Gene Ontology annotation, biological process: transport. Lineage: Eukaryota; Metazoa; Arthropoda; Insecta; Diptera; Tephritidae. Bases 1 to 1980 code for a protein of 659 amino acids. The transcript has 9 exons.